Messenger RNA from Saprolegnia diclina VS20, 845 nucleotides. RefSeq lists its product as hypothetical. The transcript has a single exon. Gene Ontology annotation, biological process: proteolysis. The record is from RefSeq and is a predicted model, not a curated record. Gene Ontology annotation, molecular function: serine-type endopeptidase activity. Lineage: Eukaryota; Oomycota; Saprolegniomycetes; Saprolegniales; Saprolegniaceae. Bases 1 to 774 code for a protein of 257 amino acids.
AUGCUCGCCGCACUCCGCACGCUUGGCCUCACUGCGCUGGUCGCGACGAACGUCUUGGGGUGGCCCAUGCUUCAUGGUGGCAACCCCGCGCCAGACGCCACCUUUGUUGCGGGCGUCCGCGACUCGAUCAACGGCGCCAACCGCUGCGCCGGCACGCUCAUUGCACCCCGUCUCGUGCUCACGGCGGCGCACUGCCUCUUCACACAAGUUCAAAUCCGCGUGUAUCAGUUCUUGCCCGCGCAGUACGUCUCGAUUGGCGCAGUGAACGCCAACGGCACUGGCGAGCAGAUCGCGGUCAUUCAGAGCGUCGUGCACCCCAACUACACGUACGAUGCCCUCAACUGGUCAACGACGAAUGACGUUGGCGUGCUUAUCCUCGCCUCGCCGUCAAGCUACCCUCCGAUCGCGCUCGACUUUAACCCACUUGUGCCCGCCGGCGUCUCGGCAACCGUGUACGGCUGGCCGGAUGCCGCUGGCAAUCGAUCUGUCGAGACCGCCACGGUGCUGAGCCAAGGUGCGUGUCAAAGUGUGUUUACCCAGCUCAGCGCUACGAGUCUGUGCACUGAAGCCGAGUCGCAGCGCAACCAAUGCAGUCGCAACUCGGGCGGUCCCUUGACCAUCGUCGCCAACGGCUCGCAGGUCCUCGUCGGCGUCGAUAGCUUUGGCAUCGACUGCCAAUCCGGGAUCGACGUCUCGGCGCGGCUCUCGUCCGCACAAGACUUUUUGACACCGUUCUUGACCAACGCCACGUUGAACACAGUGUUGUCUCUCUAAUAAGAACACUAUCACGAAUGGUCUUGGGUGUUGCCCAAUCAACAACUGCAGUAUCAUGAAAUACAGUGUAU